This is a messenger RNA of Eubalaena glacialis (North Atlantic right whale), 3279 nucleotides long. RefSeq names its product carnitine O-octanoyltransferase (gene CROT). The transcript has 18 exons. The record is from RefSeq and is a predicted model, not a curated record. Lineage: Eukaryota; Metazoa; Chordata; Mammalia; Artiodactyla; Balaenidae. Gene Ontology annotation, molecular function: carnitine O-octanoyltransferase activity. The coding region runs from base 537 to 2411 and encodes 624 amino acids. Gene Ontology annotation, cellular component: peroxisome.
CGGCGUUUAUCAACCGCUGUGGGUUGGGAGUGGUCGGCCCGCGGAGUAGCGUUCCCUCCUUCCCUCCCUUCUUCUUGCCUCCCUUCCCAGCUAACCCUCGAGGGGUGGGAAAAAGUUAAGGCGUUAGAACAGCGUUAAAUAGUGGAGAGCGUCAGAGGUGUCAGGACUGGCGAGGGUGGCAUCAGGCAUCUCGCUUGCCGGGGUCUGAGAGGUAUCCUUGAGGCUGGGCCGCUAGGCUGGUCCGUCGUGGUGCUUGGUUGAAUUUCUCUCACCUGGUGGCUUCUGGAGUAUGCGGAGCUGCCUUUGCGUUGGUGGGAGGAGUCUCCGACCUCUCGUCGCCCUCUACCCCUCCUGUCUCUAGAGCCAAGCUUUGAACUUGCUGCCCUGCGACAAAGCGCCGGCACCAGAUACCCGGGCACCGGGAGUCACCAGCCCAGUUCAAAUCUCUGUGAUUCCAAAACAGAUUUGUUGCAACACGCUCUUGGAAGUCCUAAACAAUUGAUCUUGGUGUACCGUGUUCCUAUUGUGAUCGCAUCAUGGAAAAUCAGUUGGCUAAAUCAACUGAAGAAAGAACAUUUCAGUACCAGGAUUCUCUUCCAUCACUGCCUGUUCCUUCACUUGAAGAAUCAUUAAAGAAAUACCUUGAAUCAGUAAAGCCAUUUGCAAAUGAAGAAGAAUAUAAGAAAACUGAAGCAAUUGUCCAAAAAUUUCAAAAUGGUAUUGGAGAAAAAUUGCAGCAGAAAUUACUUGAAAGGGCAAAAGAAAAAAGAAAUUGGCUGGAAGACUGGUGGCUGAAUGUUGCCUACCUGGAUGUUCGUAUACCAUCACAACUGCAUGUCAACUUUGGGGGUCCUGCAAGCCAUAUUGAACACUACUGGCCUCCAAAGGAAGGCACACAAUUGGAAAGAGGAAGUAUAAGUCUUUGGCAUAUCUUGAACUACUGGCAGCUAUUAAGAAAAGAAAAAUUGCCUGUUCAUAAAGUUGGAAAUACUCCUCUAGAUAUGAAUCAAUUCCGAAUGCUGUUUGCCACCUGCAAGGUUCCAGGAAUUACUAGAGAUUCAGUUAUUAAUUAUUUUAGGACUGAGAGUGAAGGGCAUUGCCCAAGUCACAUUGCAGUGAUGUGUCGAGGCCGAGUUUUUGUGUUCGAUGUAAUGCAUGAAGGAUGUUUGAUGACCCCACCAGAGAUUCUCAGGCAAUUGACAUACAUCCAAAAGAAGUGCCGUCGUGAACCUGAUGGACCUGGGGUGGCAGCGUUAACUAGUGAGGAGCGAACUCGAUGGGCUAAGGCACGAGAAUAUUUGAUUAGUCUUAAUCCAGAGAACUUGACUAUGUUAGAAAAAAUUCAGAGCAGUUUACUGGUAUUUUGUUUAGAUGAUGGCAGUCCACGUGUAACACCGGAAGAUUAUUCUCAGGUUGCUACAAAGGUUCUUACUGGAGAUCCAACAGUACGCUGGGGUGACAAAUCUUAUAACUUGAUUUCCUUUUCUAAUGGAGUAUUUGGCUGUAAUUGUGAUCAUGCUCCUUAUGAUGCAAUGGUUAUCGUAAGCAUCAGCUAUUAUGUUGAUCAGAAAAUUUUUGAGAGUGAAGGAAGAUGGACGGGUUCAGAUAAAGUACGGGAUAUACCACUUCCAGAGGAGCUUGUUUUCACUGUGGAUGAAAAAGUAUUAAAUGACAUCAACCAAGCUAAAGCCCAAUAUUUCAAGCAGGCAUCUGAUCUGCAGCUUUUGGUCUAUGCCUUUACGUCUUUUGGCAAGAAGCUAACCAAGAAGAAGAAGCUUCACCCUGAUACCUUUGUUCAGCUGGCACUUCAGCUGGCCUAUUAUAGACUUCAUGGACGCCCUGGUUGCUGCUAUGAAACAGCUAUGACAAGAUACUUUUAUCAUGGCCGUACAGAGACUGUGCGAUCGUGUACGGUAGAAGCAGUCAGAUGGUGCCAAUCCAUGCAGGAUCCUUCUACCAGUCUUUUUGAGCAGCAGCACAGGAUGUUAGAAGCUUUUGCAAAACAUAAUAAAAUGAUGAAAGAUUGUUCAACUGGAAAAGGAUUUGACCGUCAUCUGUUAGGUCUCUCACUCAUAGCAAAAGAGGAAUGUCUCCCUGUUCCAGAACUCUUUACAGACCCACUUUUCUCCAGAAGUGGAGGAGGUGGAAACUUUGUUCUCUCAACAAGUCUGAUUGGUUAUUUAAGAGUCCAGGGAGUGGUGGUUCCCAUGGUACGCAAUGGCUAUGGAUUUUUCUAUCAUAUCAGAGAUGACAGUGUGAUUCUGAUGGUGUUGUCAUCUGUCACUUGCUGCAUGGGCAAUUAUUUUUUACCACUUAGGCGUUUAAUGCGUAUUUGUUUCUCUUUCCUGCUUUUGAGACAUUUGUCAAAUCAGUCCUUUAGGUGUUUUGUGCAGAGCACUGUUUCAGGUUGACUCAGUGAUCACAUCAUCAUCAUCCUCCAAAAUCAGUACACAUAGUACCAUAUUUGUUCUACCCAAGGUAUUUGAUGACAAGUUCAGAUAAAAUUUGAUGGUCUGUAAAUAUGUGGUGGUUAGUGCAGUCAUAGACAAUACUAAUGAGACCAAGACAUGAGACAAGGUAAAUUAAUUUAUGUUCAGAAAAGGAUGUUUUACCAAUUCAGAUGCGUUUCAUUUUGGUUGUAUGGGGUUUGACUUAAAUUUGUGGAAAGAAUGAGAAAGAAAAUACUAAAACCUGGUAGGGGAAAGAGAGGUGGAGAACAAGGUAAUAGCAAAUUGACAGAAAGGCAUGGAAAGUCCCCUUUCACAGAGUCUGGCCGUCUCUUCACAGGGGUCUGUCAGACCUUGGGAAUUAAGAUAAUGGGGCUACAUAUAGCACUGUAUGAAUAAGAAGAGAGCAGGCUUAGAGGCAUUUCAGGUGGAAUGUGAAAAAUGGGAAAAAUAAUAUGUGUGACACCUUAUCUUUGAUAAAGGAGGCAAGAAUAUACAGUGGAGAAAACACAGCCUCUUCAAUAAGUGGUGCUGGGAGAACUGGACAGCUACCUGUAAAGGAAUGAAAUUAGAACACUCCCUAACACCAUACACAAAAAUAAACUCAAAAUGGAUUAAAGACCUAAAUGUAAGGCCAGACACUAUCAAACUCUUAGAGGAAAACAUAGGCAGAACACUCUAUGACAUAAAUCACAGCAAGAUCCUUUUUGACCCACCUCCUAGAGAAAUGGAAAUAAAAACAAAAUAAACAAAUGGGACCUAAUGAAACUUAAAGGCUUUUGCACAGCAAAGGAAACCAUAAACAAGACCAAAAGACAACCCUCAGAAUGGG